This is a messenger RNA of Lolium rigidum, 1693 nucleotides long. Its product is annotated as serine/threonine-protein kinase RIPK-like. Lineage: Eukaryota; Viridiplantae; Streptophyta; Magnoliopsida; Poales; Poaceae. The transcript is spliced from 4 exons. Gene Ontology annotation, molecular function: protein kinase activity; ATP binding. The record is from RefSeq and is a predicted model, not a curated record. Bases 207 to 1559 code for a protein of 450 amino acids. Gene Ontology annotation, biological process: protein phosphorylation.
UUCUUCUUCCAGCUUGUGAUCCCUACUACAAAUAUAUACUCCUCGUGCGGCUCCCUGGACCCAAUCCGAUCCAACCAACAUUUCCUAGCUCACAAGUCACAACUGACAGAGAUUUCUUGCCCGUUUGUCCGCCGAUCUCCGGCCUCUUCAGCAGGAAAGAGCAGUGUGCUAGCUUGGCCGACCGUAGGAGAUCAGAGUUGCAUGGUAUGAUGUCGAGAUCAUCGAAGAAGCAGCAGAAGCGGUCGGCGUGGAGCUCCCUGUUCGGGUGCUGCGUCGGCUCCGGCGGGAAGAAGACGGGGAGCGGGAAGGUCGGUCCUGGGUCGAGCUCGAGGAGGAUCAAGCACGCCGCGGCCGACGCGGUGGCCGCGCUGGGGCAGCGUCUGUCGUUCACGGACGUGAUGAGCGCGGCGUCGGACCAGGAUCUGUCGGUGUCGCUGGUUGGUUCCAACCUUCACGUGUUCACGGUGGGAGAGCUGAAGGCGGCGACGCAGGGGUUCCUGGACGACAACUUCCUGGGCGAGGGCGGGUUCGGCCCAGUGUACAAGGGCUCCCUGGAGGAGAAGGCCAAGCCGGGGCUCAAGGCGCAGUCCAUCGCCGUCAAGCUCUGGGACCCCGAGGGCACCCAGGGCCACAAGGAGUGGCUGGCCGAGGUGAUCUUCCUGGGGCAGUUCCGGCAUGCCAACCUGGUGAAGCUCAUCGGCUACUGCUGCGAGGACGAGAACCGGCUGCUCGUCUACGAGUACAUGCCCAAGGGCAGCCUAGAGAACCAUCUCUUCAGAAAGUUUUCUCCCGGUCUGUCGUGGUCAACCCGGCUGAACAUCGCUGUGGGCGCCGCCAAGGGCCUCGCCUUCCUUCACGACGCCGAUAAGCCCGUCAUCUACCGCGACUUCAAAACAUCCAAUAUCUUGCUCGACCCCGACUACAAGGCAAAGCUCUCGGACUUUGGGCUCGCGAAGGAUGGGCCGGAGGGCGACGCCACCCAUGUCUCGACGAGAGUCAUGGGCACUCAUGGCUACGCCGCGCCAGAGUACAUUCUAACUGGUCACCUCACAUCGAAGAGCGAUGUCUACAGUUUCGGCGUCGUCCUCCUCGAGAUCCUGUCGGGGAGACGAGCCGUGGACAAGACGAGGCCUACCAGGGAGCACCACCUGGUCGAGCACAUGCGGUCGUGGCUCAAAGACCCGCAGAAGCUCGGACGGAUCAUGGACCCGGCGCUGGAGGGCAAGUACUCCGCCGCGGCAGCUCACAGGGCGGCCAUGGUGGCGUACCAGUGCCUCAGCGGUAGCCCGAAGAGCAGGCCGGACAUGUCCAAGGUCGUGGAGGAGCUGGAGCCCCUCCUCAGCCUCACGGACGACGUGCCCAGCGAGGCGGUGGUGUAUGUAGCGUCGCAGGAUGACGCUAGGAAGGAGAGAGCGACGAGGAGAAGGAAUGGCGACAGGGAGAGCGGUAAUGGUGGUUACAGGCAUAAAGCUAGGUCUCCGAAGAAGACUGUUAGGAGACGGGGCAACCAGACUGAGGAGUUCUGGGAGUGGAACAUGCCUGGAGAAGGUAAAGUAUAGUUUAGUUAGUACUAGCUCAGUCUAUUUGUGUGGAACGUGGAUGUAAAUGUUGAUUGUGCUGGCCGGCAGACGGCAGUACACUGCCUUUGAUCGGGGGGUUCAGGAUUGCAUCCCUGUCGCUAAUUCCUUGUUCC